Leptomonas pyrrhocoris is the source of this 2386-nucleotide messenger RNA. RefSeq lists its product as hypothetical. Bases 1610 to 2386 code for a protein of 258 amino acids. The record is from RefSeq and is a predicted model, not a curated record. Gene Ontology annotation, biological process: dephosphorylation. Gene Ontology annotation, molecular function: phosphoprotein phosphatase activity. The transcript has a single exon. Lineage: Eukaryota; Euglenozoa; Kinetoplastea; Trypanosomatida; Trypanosomatidae.
AGCUUUUUACUACGUUGGUGUGGUCGUUCUUUGAUCUUUUGAACAACAGGGAAAAACAAACGCUUUCAGCCCUGAAACACAAUUCAAGGGCGUGCCUCCUCCUCCCCCCUCUCUUCCAGUUCGACCUCUCCAAAUCCAAUCAGUUCCGCCCAGCUCAACACGCACCACGGUGCCCUGAAUACAGCGACGCUGUUCUCUAACUCUUCCGAAGUUAUGUUUUUUUUAUAAUCUCUACUCCUUCUCACUGCGGGCAUCAUAUUUUUCUUUCCAAUCCCCUCCAUCACGCUGUUCAACGUCUCUUUCUUUCUAUUAUUUUCUUUUUAAAAAGGGAUUAGUUUCUGUAGAAAACAGGUAGAGAAGGCAGCCAUGGAAUCUGGCUGCUCCCUGCCGAUGUGCGACUCCAUUCCCGUGGCGCGCAAGUGGCAGCGCGGUGGCGCUGCAAAGUGGACCAUCACAGACCACGACGGGCAAACAGUGUACCUCGUUGCCCGCUCGCGUGUGUCUGCUUCUCUGCUCUUUGCCAAUGCGCCAUCGACACACGACGCCACAAGGUUGGAGGAACCAGCGUGGAUGCGAGAUCAUCUUCAGCUGUUGUAUAACGGUGUCCGCGGAGCAGAGAGCAACGGGCGUAGAAGGAAAACGAAAGGAGGAAAUGACGAUCGAGGUGCGGCAGUAGGAGAGUUCCGAAACGGUGAUAGCAACGAGAACGUGUCGACGACAGACGCAGCUUCGCCCGACACGACGGUGGCGAUGUUUCACGGCCUUUUUCGGUCUUGCGGAGCAUCAGCGCAGAGAGCGACUGAAGCAGGAGAACUAUCCAUUCUAGGAGAGCGUUUUUGUUGGCGAAAACUAUUUUUCCAUUUUUUUCUCUGUGAUCUGUCCUGAGGAACCGUGUGUGCUGGCCGUGUGUGCCGGCCGUGUGUGCUGUGUUGCUGCCUCCGUGUAUCGCUUGUCAAUAAGCGCACACAUUCGUUUGUUUUGUUUUCUUGCCCCUUCUUUUUGCUGCUCGUAGGCGCUCCCCGUGCUCAAUAUGGAGACGAUGUUCACAGGAAUGAAAACAAUUUCCGCCAUGUGAUAAGUACAUAUAUGUAUAUAGGAUCCGAGCAAAGACUACUGUUGAAGAGAUGAUUCCAUCUGCAAGGAGAUGCGUGCCGUUCAUUCUUUCCAGUUCUGGUCCCCUCGUGUAUGCACCUCACUCGCCACAAGCGGAAGAUAACGUCCCCUGUUUCGUCCGUUUAACCGUGCGGUGCUCAUCGUGGUUUUUUUUUAGUUGUCAAUGUGUCGAUGGCCGCGUUCAGCACAGCACAGGCUGUGCAUUCAUCGUCGCCCUACGUUCCUUUAUCGCCUCUCUCUUCCCCUCUCUCUGUCUUCCUCCAUCGCGUUGCUGUGGGGGAUAUGCACGAUGCACUGCGCCGAGAGGCCGCGGGAGGUGCGAGUAUAAGAAAGAAAGAGAAGAAAAAGAACGAGAAGGGAACAUCUGUGCUGCUCCUCCGAGCUUAGCUAGGACGACCAUUGUCGCGGCUGGAGAAUACAAUUUAUGCGACACACACGCAUUACACUUCCUUUUCUGCAAUCAUCGUCACUGCACCGUGCCUUGACUUCUCUGAAGAUGAGUAAUGCGAUGCAGCACCAGCGCUACAUUACACUGGACGGCAUGACGAACCUCCGCGACCUCGGCGGCUACCGCACCAACGACGGCACGAAAACGAUGAAGUGGGGUGUCGUCUUCCGCGGCGAUCAACCAUCACUCGUCCCAGCUGACGUGGCGCAGCGGGUGCUUGUACAGCAGCUGCACAUCUCCAGCACCUUCGACCUGCGCGGCGACAGCGAAGCUGCAGCAAAGUGCUACGUCAUCCCACACGUCUGCCGUCAUGCCGUGCCGAUUGACAUGAACCACAUGGAUGAGCUUUUACCGCCCAACGCGAACGUGAACGAAGGGCCAGUGGCCUUUCGCCUCAUGCAGGACUACUAUCGCAGCCUAGUGACGGCGGAGGGCCCUGCGAUGGGAGCUGUGGUGAAGCAGUUGCUGCAGACGAGCCCGUCGCGGACGAACGCGGCGCUGAUUCACUGCACGGGAGGGAAAGACCGAACGGGCUGGGCCGUCUACGCGCUGCUGUCUCUUUUAGAUAUCACCGAAGAAGAAAAGCGCGAGGACUACGAGCUGACAAAUCGGUGCUUCAAGAUUCCAAAGGAGGCCUACGAGUACGAGGGUGCGGCUGACUUGAGUAAGGAGGCGUUUAACGCCUUCUGGCGCGUGUCGAUGGACUACCUUGACGCCGCCGUGGGGGAAGUGAAGAAGCUGGGCGGGAUGGAGGCGUACGCGAAGUCGCACAUGGGCCUCACGGACGAUAACAUCCAGCAGCUGCGCGAUGUAAUGCUCGAGUAG